UAAUUCGAUGGUUUUAGGACUCGCCAACAAAUUAAAACACCUUAGAAUUAAUGAAACUUAAUUCAAAGCUUUCAUGGCCAGGCAAGAGCAUAUAUAAAAUAUUUGAAUUUUACCGUUUAGAUGACCCGGUCCUUAUACAUGGGUAUUUACUUACUCAAGAGCCAUGCAUACACCCUUUAAUUAAGCAGAAUCAUCGUUCAUUUUUAUGGGUUUUCAUUCUUCACAAAUUUUAAUCUUCUUCUUUGUAAGGCUAAUGCAUGAUCAAAACAAUGGCCUGCAAUGGCUUCUUGCUCUUCUUCUUUUCUGUCUUAGUCAUGCAAUAUUUUCUUCUAAUGGCCACUGUCCAACCCACCUACGCAUAUAAUUAUUGUAACUACACAGCAAAUUACAGUUCCAACAGUGCAUUCCCAGAAAAUCUCAACACUUCCUUUUCUUACUUAUACGCUAACGCGCAAAGCAACGGGUUUUACAAUACCACCGCCGGCGAGAGUCCCGACAAGGUGUACAUUCUAUAUCUAUGCAGAGGAGACAUCUCCCCCGGGUUAUGCCAGAUUUGCCUCAUGGAAGCCAGAGAAGCCAUAACGAUGAUUUGUCCAAAUCAGGAAGAAGCUUUUAUAAUGUACGAUGAGUGUAUGUUACGGUACUCGAAUCGAUCUAUAUUCUCGGUUAUGGAGAAAUCUCCAGACGUCUGUUUCUUUAGCCACUACAGUAUUAAUACAGACCCAGAUCAAUUUAGUGCAACUUUGGCGGGUUUGAUGGAUGACCUUGUUAUGAAGGCUAAUUCUUCUAGCAAUUUGUUUGCUACUGGAGAUGUCAAUUAUACAUACUAUAGCAAGAUAUAUGGUCUGGUUCAGUGUACCCCGGACAUUACUCCAGUUGAUUGCAGCACUUGCUUACAUUUGUCUGUUGAAGAAAUGCUUCAUUCCUUUGAUGGGCAGCGAGGAGGAAGAGUUAUCAGGCCAAGCUGCAAUAUUAGGUACGAAAUAUACAAUUUUUACAAUUCCAGGGAUGCUACACCAGCUCCAUCUCCUCCAGCAGCUUCAUUGCCAUCGCCACCAGUCUUGCCAAACAUCAGAGAGAAAAGGAGGCUGUCUUCAAAGGCAAUUAUCGCCAUACAUAUAAUCGUUCCACUAGUUAUCGUGGUAGUGCUUUUAUCCAGUUUGUGCUACCCUUACCGAAGUUGGAAAGCUAAGAAGAAGCACAAUGCUAGAAAGAAGGAAAUAGUUGGGGAGCAUGAUAUUACAACUUCACAAUCCUUCGAAUUUUAUUUGACUACAAUUGAAGCUGCCACAAAAAACUUUUCUGCCAAAAACAAGAUUGGUGAGGGUGGAUUUGGAGGCGUGUACAAGGGUACACUUUCUAAUGGACAAGAAAUAGCUGUGAAGAGACUAUCAAGAAGCCGUGGGCAAGGUGUGGAAGAAUUUAAAAAUGAGGUUUUGUUGCUGGCCAAGCUUCAACAUAAAAAUCUUGUCAGACUAUUGGGAUUUUGCUUGGAAGGGGAAGAGGCAAUACUCGUCUACGAAUUUAUGCACAACAAAAGUCUUGACCACUUUCUAUUUGAUCCUGUAAAACAAGAAGAGUUAAAUUGGUCGAGACGCUACAAGAUCAUAAGAGGGAUUGCUCGAGGACUUUUAUAUCUUCAUGAAGAUUCUCAACUCAAAAUUAUACAUUGUGAUCUGAAAGCUAGUAAUGUUUUGUUGGAUAAGGACAUGAAUUCAAAGAUUUCAGAUUUUGGUUUGGCACGGAUUUUCACAGUGGAUCAAAGUCUAGGAUGUACCAGUAGAAUCCGAGGCACAUAUGGUUACAUGUCUCCAGAAUAUGCAAUGCAUGGACAAUUCUCUGUUAAAACCGACGUGUUUAGUUUUGGCAUCCUAAUACUUGAGAUUAUAAGCGGCAAAAGGAACAAUUUUACGUUUCAAUCAGACUAUGCUGAGAACCUUCUGAGCUACGCUUGGAGCCAGUGGAAGGAGGGGAUACCACUGGAAUUAUUGGAUCCAACUUUAGCAGAUUGUUAUUCAAGAGACGAAGUCGAUAGAUGCAUCCACAUUGCGUUAUUAUGCGUCCAGGAAGAUCCGGAUGAACGGCCCACGAUGGCUCGAGUAGUACUCAUGCUCAACACUUUCAAUAUUACUCUACCACGGCCGCGAUCACCAACUUUUUCUUUGCCCCGAAGAACAAAUCAAUCUACAAGCAAGUCAACGCAAUGGUCUGUUGUGACAGGAUCUACAAACUGCGAUUCCAAUAUCAUUGGGUUUGAGAAAUCAUAACCAAAUUGUAACCAAACAUGCGACAGAGGAACGAGUUGAUUUAUCUCCACGCUCUUUCGGCCUUAUGAGCAGAAGCCACCCCUCAUCUACCGAGGGGCAGUAGCCCUUUCCUAAGGCAUUUAGAUCCUCUCCCGUUCAAAUGAAUUGGAAAACAUUUUUUCCUUGCCUGAGAGGGGUGGUCGGCCCUCUCUUUUUUUAAAAAAAAAAAAUUUAAAAAUUCAAAAUAUUCUACUUUUAAAUUUUUUUUAAUUUGGAUGGUAAAAUUGUAAUUUUUCAACAACUCUUUAUUGGAUGUUAGAUAUGGUGUUUGACAGUGUGUGCUUAGUGUGUUUGUUGAGUUUUAUGUUGGUUUGAGAAAAUGAAAGAACGAAAAAUGUAGAGAAAAUUGUUGGAGGUUUGAACGUAAUAAGAAGGGAUUUUUGUUGAAA
Alnus glutinosa is the source of this 2695-nucleotide messenger RNA. Its product is annotated as cysteine-rich receptor-like protein kinase 44. The coding region runs from base 258 to 2267 and encodes 669 amino acids. Gene Ontology annotation, biological process: protein phosphorylation. The transcript is spliced from 7 exons. Gene Ontology annotation, molecular function: protein kinase activity; ATP binding. Lineage: Eukaryota; Viridiplantae; Streptophyta; Magnoliopsida; Fagales; Betulaceae. The record is from RefSeq and is a predicted model, not a curated record.